AUGUUUACUGCUAUGAACGUGCCAACAAAUUGCAUUCAUAUUAUCAUUAUCAUAUACACAUCCAUAGACGAAAAGCAGAACUACACUGAGGAAUCUCCACAACAUAAAAUUGACAUGCUGGAAACAUUUGUCAACAGCCGACUUCUCGAGGCCUGCAGGAAGGGGAACCUCAGCCGAGUGAGGCUCAUCUUGUCCAAGGGUUUGGUCGACAUCAACAGCAGAGACGAGAAGCACGGAAGGACACCCCUAAUGGUGGCAGCCCAUGGGGGGCAUUGCGAAAUAUUUGACUUUCUUAUGAGUAAAGGUGCUAAUAUGUCAGAUGUGGAUUAUGACUGUAAGAACGUCCUGCACUGGGCAUGCAAGGGCGGACAUGUGGACAUGGUGGAGCGUGUGCUUCCUCAAUACGGUGUUGUUAAAGGUAAGGAAAUACCCCCUCUUUUACAUGCUGCAUGGAGUGGAUACAGCGACGUUCUGGAGUUUCUCGUGUGUACGGGAAGUAAUGUUUCACAAGUUGAUGUCAAAGGCAACAACGCCCUGCACUAUGCCUCCUUAUGCGGACAUAUGGCUGUGCUGAAGUAUAUAGUUUCACAAGCCAGUGUUGAUGUUAACAGUAGAAAUAAAGACGGACUGACCCCUUUGAUGAUGGCUGCAUCAAGUGGAAACAGAGACGUUUUUGACUUCCUCGCAAGUAUGGGAGCUAAUGCGUCAUACGUGGGUGACAAUGGGCACAACAUCCUUCAUCUGGUCUCUUCAUAUGGACGUAUGAAGAUAGUGAAGUACAUCCUGUCACACAGCCUGGUCGACGUUAACGCCAGAGACAAGUAUGGGAAAACGGCAGCCAUGAUAGCAAAGCGCAAAAGAAAGCUUAACGUGUAUAAUCUUCUUGUUUCGCGGGGUUGUCCAGUGAAAUAA
Haliotis rubra (blacklip abalone) is the source of this 912-nucleotide messenger RNA. RefSeq names its product ankyrin repeat domain-containing protein 50-like. The coding region runs from base 1 to 912 and encodes 303 amino acids. The transcript has a single exon. Gene Ontology annotation, molecular function: protein binding. The record is from RefSeq and is a predicted model, not a curated record. NCBI's taxonomy places the organism in Eukaryota, Metazoa, Mollusca, Gastropoda, Lepetellida, Haliotidae.